AUGAAAGUUGCUAUUGAACAGCUCAAGAGCUCUCGCUGGCCCGCGGAGGUUUCUCCCCAGCUUUCAGCUCGGCUAGCUGCUGCCCGCAGCAGCAGCAGCAGCAGCAGCAGCAGCAGCAGCAGCAAGUUCUCCCCUCACACCGUCAGUAACAAGCUGCUGCUCCUGCAGCACGGGAGCAAGCGGCAGCAGUCGCAGCAGUACACAGAGUACAUGCAGCAGCAGCAGCCGGCGCAGCAGGAGCAGCAGCUGCAGCACGUGCAGCAGCAGCAGGAUCAGCAGCAGCAGCAGCACACGCAGCAGCAGCAGCAGUUGCUGCCGCAGCAAAGCCCUGCCACAAACGCAGCGCCGGUCGAGAAGGCUGCUGAGCAGCAGGCGCCGUCUCAAACCACUACAGCAGCAGCAGCAGCAGCGCCAGCAACAGCAGCAGCAACAGCAACUACAGCGCCAACAGCAGCAGCAGCAGCUGCUGCUGCUGCUGCUCUCGUCAGCCCGCCCAGAAGCCCUCCGGACAGCGGACGUGCUGGAGGUGCAAAGACACCGCAGCAGCUUUCCAGCCGCAGAUCCUUCCUGCAGCAGCAGCAGCAGCAGCAGCAGCAGCAGCAGCAGCAGCAGCAGCAGUUUUCGCCUUCGCCCAGAACCCCCAGCACGCCCCCCACCUUCUCUCGCCCGACGCUGCAGAGCCCUCACCACAAGGGCCAUCCUGUAAGGCGAUACAGCAGCGCGGGUGCUGCGCAGCAGCGGCAGCAGCAGCAGCAGCAGCAGCAGCAGCAGCAGCAGCGGCAGCAAGAACCCGCCCAGCAGCAGCAACAGCACCAGCACCCGCAGCAGCAGCAUCUGGAUUUGUCCCAGAAACGGCGCGUCAAUUCCACUCAUCACGUAGCCCAGCAAGCGCAGCACAAGCAGCAGCAGCAGCAGCAGCAGCAGCAGCAGCAGCAGCAGCAGCAGCAGCAGCAGCAAGGCCAGCCCGUCUCUGCGGAAAUCAGUGAGCUUCCCGAUGUUUCUCUAAAUUCUUUUUCUGCAUUAAAUAUAAAGGACCUUCUGAGCCAAAGAAAUGUCUAA
Messenger RNA from Eimeria necatrix, 1059 nucleotides. RefSeq lists its product as hypothetical. The record is from RefSeq and is a predicted model, not a curated record. The coding region runs from base 1 to 1059 and encodes 352 amino acids. NCBI's taxonomy places the organism in Eukaryota, Apicomplexa, Conoidasida, Eucoccidiorida, Eimeriidae. The transcript has a single exon.